This is a messenger RNA of Colletotrichum destructivum, 972 nucleotides long. RefSeq lists its product as uncharacterized. The record is from RefSeq and is a predicted model, not a curated record. Bases 1 to 972 code for a protein of 323 amino acids. The transcript has 2 exons. Lineage: Eukaryota; Fungi; Ascomycota; Sordariomycetes; Glomerellales; Glomerellaceae.
AUGCAAAAGUAUUGCAAGGAGACGCCAGGUAUCGACGACCUCGACCGCUGGCCUCCGGACUCGGACGGGUUUGCUUUCCUGGUCGCAAUCGAUUCGGCGUCGUCCAUCGACGAGUUGCAAAACGUUGGUAGUGCCCGCCGUUUGGUAUUCGCAUCCCUCUGUGGCCACGUUUCUCACUGGUACUUGCAGCAUCCGCUCGUGAGACACCGCGACACCGACUGUCUCCUCGGUCUGCUCAGUCUGGCACGUGUGUCAGUCUUCCCAAGAGAUUUUCAGCAAUUCAUUCUUUCCAAUCCAUUCUUCCCAAUCCAUUCUUCCCAAUCCGUUCUUUUUCAAUCCAUUCUUUUCGUCUCGUUCUUCCAUGCAACACGCGCGAAAUCAUUUUCCGUGCCCUUCUGCCACCCUGACCACGACUUCGUCAUGGAUUGGGUCACCACCUUGUAUGCAAUCUGCCUUGCAGGCAUGACUGCCGGCCUCGUUCUUGUGAACGUCUUGUCUCGCACAAGCAGAGCUCGAAGACGACUCGCGCACCUGCUCGAAAAGCACUUGCUCUAUCGACUUCUGGUUCAUCGUCAUUCUUUAUUCGGUCCUUGGAAUGUCGUGUCCUUGCUGCUUCCAGCAGUGUACAUGGGCGUCAACGCGUUCUGCCUGGCAUUCCGACCGUCAACCUUUCUCUCUCGCUCGGGGAACCUGGCCCUCCUCAACACACUCCCACUGUUUGCCAGUUCCUGCUUAGACUUUACCGCAGACAUACUGGCUCUACCUUUUCGGCACUACGCGGCGAUGCACAGGUGGCAGGGUCGCGUAGCAGCGAUGCUUCUUGCGGCCCACAUCGUCAGUGCCAUGCAGAACGACAAGUAUCAGGUCCAGGUCCCGGAUGGCAUCAACGAGCUUCUCCUGCUAAUUGUAAUGGGGACUCUUUUUUUGUUGUCUCCCGCUCGUGAACUUGCAAGUUCUGACCUUUUCUCGUAG